Molecule: messenger RNA, 1020 nt
Organism: Entamoeba nuttalli P19
Lineage: Eukaryota; Evosea; Mastigamoebida; Endamoebidae
Product: protein kinase domain containing protein
Exons: 1
Coding region: 1-1020 (339 amino acids)
Biological process (GO): peptidyl-serine phosphorylation; peptidyl-threonine phosphorylation
Cellular component (GO): cytoplasm
Molecular function (GO): ATP binding; protein serine/threonine kinase activity; protein tyrosine kinase activity
Source: RefSeq, a predicted model, not a curated record
AUGUGGUCUUUUGGUUGUGUUAUUGCAGAAUUACUUCUUGGUAUUCCAAUUUUUCCAGGUGAAAAUGAAUAUAACCAAUUAGUUAAAAUCAUUGAAAUGGUUGGAAUGCCAUCAACACAAAUACUUGAUAAAGGAAGUAAAACUACAAAAUUCUUUAAGAAAAUACCUAAUAAUUUUGGUGCUUGGGAAUAUGUCUUAUUAACACCACAAGAAUAUUCCCAAGUAAAUGGAGUUCCAUUCAUUGAAAAUAAGAGAUAUCAUCGUUAUCGUUCAUUACAAGAAUUUUGUAGUGGAAUAACAAUGCAUAGAAAUGGUGAGAAAAAAAGUAAUGACGAUAUUUAUCGAGUUCGUUUAUGUGACUUUCUUCAAAAAAUCUUUGUUAUAGACCCAGCACAAAGAAUGACUCCAGAACAAGCAGCACAACAUCCUCUAAUGCUUUCUAAAAUGCAACAACGAGGAUUUGAUUGGAAUGGUAAUAUAUGGGGAAGAAAGAUUGAAAUAUCAAUGUCUAUGGACAAUGUCAUUGAAACUAUAUUUAAUCGUCCAAUGUCUCAACAAUAUCUUCAAUCCCAAAAUUUUAAUGUUGAUCGAUAUUAUCAAACCUUUAUUAAAGCAUUAAAUAAUGGAAUUGUAUUAAAUGUCCUUCAUAUUAAUCCAUUUCAUUUUAAACCAUUAAAGUGUGGAUUACCAACAAAAAAUAUAAAUAAUAGUGAAGAUGAAUCAGAAAAUGAUUUGCCAUCUAUUGUUAAUAUGAGAGAAGUACCUCCAAGAAGUAGAAGCAGAAGUAUGGGUUGUUUUGAAGUAGAAGAAAAUAAAAUAACUCCUCAAGAAGAUGAAGAACUACCACCAAUUGACUGUGCUCCUCAAAUUCAAUCAUCAAGAAAAAUGGUAAUGACCCCAAUCAAAAAUAUAGCAAAUGCACCAUUACGACCUCCAAAAUCAAAUCCAAGACAUGGAUCUUUUUCUAUGUCUCCAAAAGGAACUCCAAGACAACCAGCAAAUAUAACUGUUGUGUUAUAG